CGCCGAGCCGCCUGCCUGCGGGGCUGCGGGCCCGCUGCACCUUCCCGGUACCGACUGGGUGACGAGCUGGACCGAGAGUUCAGCAAGCGCAGGCCCCACAACUACCUCCAGGUCGCCUAUUUCAAGAUGAACCGGCCGGCGCAAGCAGCGGCGGCGGCACACACCUUCUUUGUGGCCAACCCCGGGCACCAGGAGAUGAGGCAGAACCUGGAGUACUACCAAGCCAUGGCAGGCGUCCGUGAGGAUGACUUCACCGACCUGGAGGCCAAACCCCACCUGAGCGAGUUUAGGCUGGGUGUCCGGUUUUACACAGAGGAGCAACCGGCCGCUGCCAUCCUGCACCUGGAGAAGGCGCUGGAGGAAUAUUUUGUGGCAGACGCCGAGUGCCGCGCGCUCUGUGAGGGACCCUACGACUAUGAGGGCUACAACUACCUGGAGUACAAUGCGGACCUUUUCCAGGCCAUCACAGAUCACUACAUGCAGGUGCUAAGCUGCAAGCAGGGCUGCGUUACGGAGCUGGCCUCGCAGCCCGGCCGGGAGAAGCCUUUGGAGGAUUUCCUGCCCUCGCACUUCAACUAUCUCCAGUUUGCCUACUACAACAACGGGAAUUACGAAAAAGCCAUUGAAUGCGCCAAAACCUAUUUGCUCUUCUUCCCAAACGAUGAGGUGAUGAACCAGAAUUUGGCCUAUUACACUGCCGUCCUGGGGGAAAACCUGGCAGGACCCAUCCAACCUCGAGAGGAGAUCCAGGAAUACCGCCAGCGAAGCCUGAUGGAGAAGGAGCUGCUCUUCUUCAGUUACGACAUCUUCGGUAUCCCCUUCGUGGACCCGGACACGUGGACACCUGAAGAGGUGAUACCAAAAAGGCUGCGAGAGAAACAAAAGGCGGAGCGGGAGACGGCAGCGCGGAUCUCGGAGGAGAUUGGGAACCUUAUGAAGGAGAUCGAGACGCUGGUGGAGGAGAAGGCCAAGGAGUCUGCCGAUAUGAGCAAGUUCAUCCGAGAAGGUGGCCCCUUGGUGUACGAAGGAGCCAGUGUCACCAUGAACUCCAAGACCCUGAACGGCUCCCAGCGCGUCGUGGUGGACGGAGUCCUUUCUGCUGAGGAGUGCCGGGAGCUGCAGAGACUCACCAACGCAGCUGCCUCGGCCGGGGACGGCUAUCGUGGGAAGACAUCUCCUCACACUCCCAGCGAGACCUUCUAUGGCGUGACUGUCCUCAAGGCCCUCAAGCUGGGCCAGGAGGGCAAGGUCCCCCUGCAGAGCGCCUACCUCUACUACAACGUGACAGAGAAGGUGCGGCACAUGAUGGAGUCCUACUUCCGCCUGGAGGUCCCGCUACACUUCUCUUACUCCCACCUGGUGUGCCGCACAGCCAUCGAUGAGAAGCAAGAAGGCCGGAGUGAUAACAGCCAUGAGGUGCACGUGGACAACUGCAUCCUCAACGCGGAGGCCCUGGUGUGCGUGAAGGAACCUCCAGCCUACACCUUUCGGGAUUACAGCGCCAUCCUCUACCUCAACGGGGACUUUGAAGGAGGAGCUUUCUACUUCACCGAGCUGGAUGCCAAGACGGAGACCGUAAAGGUUCAGCCGCAGUGUGGCCGUGCCGUGGGCUUCUCCUCUGGCUCGGAGAACCCCCACGGGGUGAAAGCCGUAACCAAGGGCCAACGCUGCGCCAUCGCCCUCUGGUUCACCCUGGACCCUCGACACAGCGAGCGGGAGCGUGUGCAGGCAGACGACCUGGUGAAGAUGCUUUUCAGUACAGAAGAGGGAGAUUUGCUGCCAGAGACGGAGCCGGAGCAGGAGCCGCCAGCUGCCGUCGCGGGGGGGAAGGACGAGCUGUGA
This is a messenger RNA of Haliaeetus leucocephalus (bald eagle), 1842 nucleotides long. It is a transcript of the gene P3H1, whose product is annotated as leucine proline-enriched proteoglycan (leprecan) 1. Gene Ontology annotation, molecular function: L-ascorbic acid binding; procollagen-proline 3-dioxygenase activity; iron ion binding. The transcript is spliced from 15 exons. Gene Ontology annotation, biological process: collagen metabolic process. The record is from RefSeq and is a predicted model, not a curated record. Gene Ontology annotation, cellular component: endoplasmic reticulum. Lineage: Eukaryota; Metazoa; Chordata; Aves; Accipitriformes; Accipitridae. The coding region runs from base 127 to 1842 and encodes 571 amino acids.